UACAGCAGUUGAUGCCCCAUCCGGUUCCCUCUUGGUUGCUCUCGGGGAAGCCGACGCGACGUCCUCCAUGGUGUCAUUGCUGAGGUUGUUGAACAACAUCGGAUAAAUAAACAAUUAUGUCUGGCUACACUCCGGACGAGAAGCUCCGCGUUGAGCAGCUCACCAAGCUCCGAAGGCAGUGGCUGAAGGACCAGGAACUCAGCCCGAGGGAGCCUGUCGUACAGGCCAAACCUCCCGGUUCCGUCGCCAAGUUCUGGGCAGGUUUUCUGGAGCCCAAGAGCCUGUGGAGGCUAUACACAUACAAAGCCUACAAAGGGAGCGUUUUCACAUUAACACGCUUGUUGAUACCUGCUUGGGUUGUCCACUACUACGUGAAAUACCAUGUUGCUAAAAGGCCAUACGGCAUUGUAGAAUUGAAGCCCAAGCUUUUCCCAGGUGACACUAUUCUGGAGACAGGCCAAGUUGUUCCCGAACUCCCUGACAGCCACGGUCAUCAUUGAAUGAAAAAAAAGUCUGUUUGUAAAAACUGUUAAUAAGCCAAUUAAAAUAUUAUAAAUCA
Molecule: messenger RNA, 559 nt
Organism: Phyllopteryx taeniolatus (common seadragon)
Lineage: Eukaryota; Metazoa; Chordata; Actinopteri; Syngnathiformes; Syngnathidae
Gene: ndufb6
Product: NADH:ubiquinone oxidoreductase subunit B
Exons: 4
Coding region: 117-500 (127 amino acids)
Biological process (GO): mitochondrial ATP synthesis coupled electron transport; mitochondrial electron transport, NADH to ubiquinone
Source: RefSeq, a predicted model, not a curated record